Raphanus sativus (radish) is the source of this 2820-nucleotide messenger RNA. Its product is annotated as probable glycosyltransferase STELLO1. Bases 300 to 2624 code for a protein of 774 amino acids. The record is from RefSeq and is a predicted model, not a curated record. NCBI's taxonomy places the organism in Eukaryota, Viridiplantae, Streptophyta, Magnoliopsida, Brassicales, Brassicaceae. The transcript has 3 exons.
UUUCAUGUGAUGGCUUGCCUGGUCCUACAAGAUCACAGCAAGAACUAGUGUUCAGUUGUCUCUUUGGCGAUAAUAAAGAAGAAAACACCUUCCAGCUCGCAGACCACCCUUCGCUUUCCAAGUUUUUAAAAUUCAAGCUUAAGCAAACAUCAAUCCCCAACCACCGCCCAUUUACAUUCCAGACAGUACACCAAACCGAAGUCUCUUUUGUCUGAAAAAAAAAACCACAAAUCUCAAAACUUUGAAACUUGUCCUGAUUCAGACAAAGGUUUUAAAAAAGUUUCGAGCUUUUCGAUCCGAUGUUGGUUCAGGAUCGCGACGCGCCGAAGACCAAGCCGUCGGCGAAGUCUCAGAUCAGAGAGCUCCCAACUACUACUACUCAUCAUCAGCAGAUCCGACGAUUCAGCGAACCCAAAAACCUAGACUUUUCGACUUGGGUCUCAGAGAAUCUCUCUCGAAUCUUCAUCGUCUCUCUCUCCAUCGUCACCGUCGCAGCUUUCUUCUUCCUCUACAACACCACCGACACCGCUUCCCUCCUCUGUUUCCAGUCCCAGUCAACUCAGUCUAUCCAGCCUCUCGCUCGCCCUCAGAUCAAAUGGAACUCGAUCCAGGUCCUCCCCGACAAGACCUCCCCUUACUCCUCCUUCGUCACCGAGAAGUGGAUCGUGGUGUCGGUGACGAAGUAUCCGACGGAGGAGCUUAAAGGUUUGGUGAAGAUCCGAGGAUGGCAGGUUCUAGCGGUCGGAAACUCGAUGACUCCCAAGGAUUGGAGUCUCAAAGGUUCGAUCUUUCUGUCUCUCGACGCUCAGGCUGAGCUGGGUUACCGUGUUUUGGAUCACUUGCCUUAUGACUCUUUCGUGAGGAAGAGCGUUGGUUACUUGUUCGCGAUCCAGCACGGUGCUAAGAAGAUCUACGACGCGGAUGAUCGUGGUGAAGUGAUCGGUGGAGAUCUAGGCAGGUGCUUUGACGUUGAGUUGGUUGGUGAAGACUCUAAGCUAGAGCCGUUGUUACAGUAUAGCCACGAGAACCCCAAUAGGACUGUGGUUAAUCCCUAUAUUCAUUUUGGGCAACGUUCGGUUUGGCCUAGAGGUUUGCCGUUAGAGAACGUAGGCGAGAUUAAUCAUGAAGAGUUUUACACUGAGGUCUUUGGUGGUAAGCAGUUUAUACAGCAAGGGAUCUCCAACGGUUUACCUGAUGUUGAUUCGGUGUUUUACUUCACCAGGAAGACGACUUUGGAACCUUUUGAUAUUAGGUUCGAUGAGCAUGCUCCUAAAGUGGCGUUGCCUCAAGGUGUGAUGGUUCCGGUUAAUUCGUUUAAUACUCUUUACCAUUCGUCUGCGUUUUGGGGGUUGAUGCUUCCCGUUUCGGUUAGUUCCAUGGCGUCUGAUGUGCUGAGAGGGUACUGGGGACAGAGGCUGUUGUGGGAGCUUGGUGGUUACGUUGCUGUUUAUCCACCGACGGCUCACCGGUUCGAUAGAAUCGAGGCUUACCCUUUUGCUGAGGAGAAGGAUCUUCACGUCAAUGUUGGUCGUUUGAUCAAGUUCUUACUCGUUUGGAGAUCGGAGAAGCAUAGUCUCUUUGAGAAGAUACUUGAUCUGAGCUUUGCUAUGGCUGAAGAAGGGUUUUGGACAGAACAGGAUUUGAAAUUCACGUCUGCUUGGCUUCAGGAUUUGAUCACCGUCGGUUACCAACAACCGAGGUUGAUGUCGCUGGAGCUGGAUCGUCCACGAGCAAACAUCGGUCAUGGGGAUAGAAAAGAGUUUGUUCCUAGGAAGGUGCCUUCGGUUCAUCUUGGUGUUGAGGAGACAGGGACUGUGAGCACUGAGAUAGGGAACUUGAUCAGGUGGAGGAAGAACUUUGGGAACGUUGUCCUUGUUAUGUUUUGUAAUGGUCCUGUUGAACGUACAGCUCUUGAGUGGAGGUUGCUUUACGGAAGAGUGUUCAAGACCGUUGUGAUAUUGUCCUCUCAGAAGAACGUAGAUCUCUAUGUUGAAGAAGCCAAACUAGAUCACAUCUACAAGCAUCUACCAAAGAUAUUUGAUCGAUACAGCAGCGCAGAAGGGUUCUUGUUUGUUGAAGAUGAUACAGUUCUCAACUACUGGAAUCUACUUCAAGCCGACAAGACUAAGAUUUGGACUACAGACAAGGUAUCGAAGUCAUGGACAUCAGUGAAACUGACCGGGAAGUCUGAUUGGCUCUCUGUACAAGCAGAGUUAGUGAAGAGAACCGUAAGCACAAUGCCGGCUCAUUUCCAAGUUAACUACAAGGAAGCAGCCAAGAACAAUCUCGACACGUUAACGGUAUGCAGUUCAGAGGUAUUCUACGUGCCUAAACGGCUUGUAACAGACUUUGUCGACCUUGUUGAUCUCGUGGGAGACAUGGACUUGCAUUACAAAGUGGCUGUGCCAAUGUUCUUCACGUCGAUGGAUUCGCCUCAGAACUUUGACCCGGUUCUCGGUUCGAUGGUAUAUAAGAAGAAAUCUUCUUCGUUUAAUUCUUCUUUGGGUCUGUAUUCUGCUCAAGCACCUGCUGUUCAUCCGUGGAGCAUAUCGAGUGAACAAGAUUUCAUUAAACUGGUUGGGAAAAUGGCUGAAGGGGACCCGCUACUAAUGGAAUUGGUAUGAUGAUGACUGAUGAUGAGUCAGGGUGUAGGAGGUUGCAAUAGUAGAAACAGAGAGUUAUACAAAGAUUGUGUCUGUUAUUCUUUUUUGUUCCAUUUUCUGAUUUUUUUUCCUUCAGAUGAUUGUGGGGGAAAGUCAUGUAAUGUUCCACUGUAAAACAUACAUUUUGUGAGUGUAUAAUGUUUCCCUUUUAAGAUCA